Alternaria conjuncta is the source of this 2655-nucleotide messenger RNA. RefSeq lists its product as uncharacterized. Lineage: Eukaryota; Fungi; Ascomycota; Dothideomycetes; Pleosporales; Pleosporaceae. The transcript has 4 exons. The record is from RefSeq and is a predicted model, not a curated record. The coding region runs from base 1 to 2655 and encodes 884 amino acids.
AUGGACUACGCAGGGAUCCAGAGUUGUGGUAUGAAGAAGGAGAUUGCCUCGUACAUCUACACGCGAAAGGAGUUUCGCGUCAUCGCGUCUGCUCCGGGAUCCGCUUUCCAGCACCUGAGGCGAAUGCCCAGCUCCCUUACCAACGCCAAUGGGGAACACAGCAUCGUCGAGCUCUUCAUCCCGGUUCCGGAGGAAUUAUCACGAGAGAAUUCAUUUAGACGGCACAUUGCGACUCGCAACUUCUUUGCCUUCCUUCUGGGUAAACCACUGGUAGGCGAUCAUAUGGGCCAAGCAUUCGUAGACGUCCAGGAACGUUUACACCACUUCCGUCCAAGUCAUCCGAACAACCACCAAGACUUCCUAGACUACGCUGAGAACCAAGGGUACCGGGAUCUGGUGGAGUGCACGGACUAUGCUCUUGCAAGCCUCUACUACGCAGAGCAUUUCAAACUGAGAGACAUCUGGGUCGAUGCAUUUGCCCAUUGCGUCGGUAUGAGCGACAGCUUAGUUCUCAGUCCGGAAUACGUUCUGACUUCGAAGCUUACCAAAGCAUUGAUCACCCGCGCACAUCUCGAAGUUGACGGCCAUCUCGGGCGCGUAUCGACCGCACUAAGCAGGUUUCUACAGGAAGACCUCUCGCCGACUCACCUCGGAUUGACAGACGGUGCCAGGAGCCAUCUCGAUCGGUUCCGCCGCUUCUUGCAUACCUUCUACGUGGACAAAUUUGGCUAUUGGCCACCACCACGGGGUGCCGCUUUUCCGAAAGCUCUGUACAAGUCUAUGUACUAUGACUUCCAGAACCUGUACGACUACCUCGUAGACACCGACUCGACUGCCGAUAUCUCCUCCCAAAGACCAGCUAGCGGUGGCAUCUGUGUCUUGCAGAAUAUUGCAACGUUCGAUCAACGACAUGGCUUCAAGUCUCAGCCGCACCCGUUACCUCUCCUACCGACAUACACUUCGCCACUGAAGAGAACAAAUUCCCAGAAAACGAACUCUCAAAAGGCCUUGAGACAGCUGGUUCUGGCCUCGCAGUAUAACAAGACGCAGGUACAGGAUACCAUGCAUGGUGCUCUAGCAGCGGCAACGAACGUUUUAGAGCCCAGUGCGAUGGAGUCCAACAUCGUGCAGGCAUAUAUCCAUUUUGAGAAGGCGCAUGCUACCAGCCCCAGUCAACGCCAGGGCAAGGUAUCAGCAACAGAUGCGCGUAAAGUCAGGUGGCUCUUGAUCUAUGGCACUCUCCAGUAUCUUGUGUCCGCUCUGAGGGCGCCAAAAGAAGUUCGCGAUACUGAAAGCCCGGAGUACGCUUUGUGCUACGUUGCGGAGCCCACCUCGACUACCAAUAGCGUUGCUACGACUCCUUUGGCGUCACCUCCAGCUAAGACGCCAGUGGCCAUCGACGAAGGUCCUGAUGACUCUCAAAGCAGUCUCUAUUCUAUAGAGCCAGACUGCCAAAGGGAAGAUUACUUUACGCCGCAAAACAUGAGUCGACGUGGAUCCAUGGAGGUUGCGCCUCUUAGGAUAUCCCAACUACCUCGUUCGUCCUCUGUGCGUUCUCUAGCGCGACGGUCACUUUCUACUCGAGGCUCGCGGAGCAAUAGCCUCACAAUGAAAACUACACAGAAGCCUGCUGGUGUUGUUCAGGAAACUAGCGAUAAGUCGAAAGACUCUGUCCCAUCUUCGCAAGAUCACGCUCGCCAAACCUCUUCUGUUUAUUCCGAGCAUUCCACGGCAAUCACUGCAGAGAGCGGAGCUGGACUGGAUACCUCCUGGUUCCGAUCACGAACACCCUCAGUCACUCGUAGUAGGCAGGGUUCUACAGCAAGCACGGCCGCACGUCCCCGAACACCCCUACUUGAUUCUGUUCAACUCGAGCGUGCCACAUAUCCACUGUACCUGGCGCGCACUGGGGAGCCUCCUAGCCGUUCAGACAGUACUAGCUCUACAGCAAGCUCCCUAUGGAGCGAAGGCGCGAGUGUGGUUUCAUCUAAGUCCAGCGCAUCUGCGGAUAGCCCUACUCGUAAGGUUAGCGCCGCAGAAGAGAGUGGGCUUCUGGGUGGACUUGUCUCCUUUGAGUCACCUGGCACUAUGUCACUCACAGCACAAAGCCAUAUACAUCCUCUCCUACGGCAACAGUCCCCUAAAGCCGAGUUUGAGUUUGGUUUCGAGAAGAACGAGUCAGAAGUAACUCAUGAUGUCCAUGAGAACUCCCAAGUCGACUCAACCAUUGGUAUGGCUGUCUCCACUCCGCCGUCGCCCACUCGACCCCGUAUGAAUCUGUUUCCCGACACACGACCCACUUUCACUGCCGAAGAGGCACGCGCUCUCAUUGCCGAUAAGAGACCCAAUCUUCCGUAUCGAAACAGAUCCAAAUCUACCUCGUCAGUCUUGGACAAUGCCACAUCGCCGGCGAAAGAUUCAAUGUUCUCCACGCCUGUGAGCGCGACACCCACCGGCUACUGGGAGCAAUACAAAGCUACUCUCACACAACAAAAAGCACGAUCCAAUCCUGGAUCACCGACAGGUCCUACUUCGCCAUCCAUGGUCAAGAUUCCGACCGCCUUCAAAGCGCCCUUCUCGCGACUCAGACCCCGCAACGAGGAAGACCGCGGCGUCAAGACAGAGCGCCGAUUGUCAACUCUUUGGCGACACUAA